AUGUCUCUACCGUUUUCGCUCUCCCAGGCGUUCCGCAGCCUUUCCUUAACCUCGAGACGCUCCUUUUCCACAACAUUGGCGCCCCAGAAGACAAAUACACUCCCUGAAUAUGUUCCUCCUUAUCCAUAUGGACCGAACCACCUCUACAAACAAUCGAAUAGUGGUCUAUAUGGGGGUGCUAUGAUUCGGUUCGGGAACAAGAUCUCCAAGGGAAAGAAUGAGGGCAAAACUCGACGGUCUUGGAAACCGAAUGUCCGUCGCAAGAAGAUCUGGAGUGAUGCGCUGAACAAAUUUCUUUUCAUCAAGGUUACGCGUCGGGUGCUGCGAACAAUAAGGAAAUCUGGUGGUCUUGACAACUACCUUCUGGAUGAUCGGCCCGGAAGAAUCAAGGAACUUGGUAUUUUUGGGUGGCAUCUUAGGUGGCAGGUUAUGCAGACGCCUAAAAUCCAAGAGCAAAUGCGACAGGAAAGGCAGCGCUUGGGUCUCCCCGAACCUCCGUCAUUCGAAGAGUGGCUGAAACAGAAAGAGGAGGAGAUUAAGGAGAAAGUGGAGGAGAACAUCAACAUCAAGGACAAGACAAAACCUUUCUACAACAAUAAACUGUAUUGA
Molecule: messenger RNA, 609 nt
Organism: Monascus purpureus
Lineage: Eukaryota; Fungi; Ascomycota; Eurotiomycetes; Eurotiales; Aspergillaceae
Source: the annotation of a GenBank genome assembly